AUGGACGACGCAAAAUAUCUUUAAGCGCCUCUUGUUACCUCGCAUUCCCCGCCGGAAACCACGAUGGGCAGGCCAGCCUCCACUAUCGAAAUCCCCGAUAGACGGCACCGUUCAAGCCAAGGAAACGGCCACUACACCCCUGAUUCCGAUGUCUCUGAUGAUUUCCGUAGCCGUCGUAGCCCUAGUUAUGAAUCAUACGGUCGCUACGCUGACAACAAUCGUCACCGCCGUCGAUCCGAAUCACCUGAAUGCGGAAGCCCUAGAUACGAAUAUGGAACUCUAAACGGCGAUACUUUACCAAAGCAAUUCGGCCGUGGAGAUCGCCGCCGAAACGACGCGUUUCUCCACCGUGAUCGUCAGGAUGGUGGGCGCUCUGAUUCAGAUUCAGACGAGGAGCUCAAGGGUUUGAGCUACGAGGAGUUCAGAAGGUUAAAGAGGCAGAAGAUGAGGAAGAUGUUGAAACGCUGUAUUUGGAAUGUUACGCCGAGUCCCCCAAGACGUGAGAGCGAUGAUUUGGAGGAGAAAGUGGAAGAAAUUUCUGACGAAGAUGGACAUGAUGAUGUAGGCAAGACUGCUUCGGCUGAUAGGGAAGCCAAAUCAAAAGGGGAAUCUGAAUAUUCGUCUGAGAAAUGUGCCAGUAGUGAAUCGGAGAGUUCGUUCGAGUCUGAGUCUGAUUCUGAAUCAGAUGUUUCACGCUCAAGGCGAAAGAUGAGAAGGAAUUCCGGUUCCAAGCGCAGGAGUAGGAAGUCCUACAGUGACACUGAAUCUGAGGAAAGUGGAAGUGAAUCUGAAGACGUUCGUGGGCGGACAAAGAAAUCGGUUAAGAGUAGGAGAACCAGAAGUAGACGGAAAAGGAGUAGUAGGAAGAGGAAGAGAAGGUAUAGCGAUUCGGACCUCAGCGAAGACAGUGAAAGCGAGGAGUCUGAUGCCAGUCGAUCUACAGAUGAUCAUGAGAGGUCAAGGAAGAAGCAUAAGCGAUCUUCCAGGUCUCGUUCAAAAGGUGGCCGGAGAAAGAGACGGUCUCAUGCGAAAAGUGACGAUUCUUACUCUGAAGAGAGUUCGGAUGCCAAAGCUGCCGAUGCGCGGAGCAAGGUGGACGAGGUGAAGAAGCCAGAAAUUAAUGCUGAGGCGCUGAAGCUGAAAGAAUUGUUUGAGUCACAGAAGAAACCCGCAUUGGACGAUGAACCCAUUGUUGGACCACAACCUUUGCCGAGAGCUGAGGGUCACAUUAGUUAUGGUGGGGCGCUCAGGCCUGGUGAAGGUGACGCCAUUGCACAGUAUGUCCAGCAGGGGAAGCGUAUCCCUCGUAGAGGUGAAGUGGGUCUUUCUGCGGAGGAAAUUCAAAAGUUUGAAAGCCUUGGAUAUGUGAUGAGUGGGAGUAGGCAUCAAAGGAUGAAUGCUAUUCGUAUUCGGAAAGAAAACCAGGUUUAUAGUGCAGAGGACAAGCGUGCUUUGGCUAUGUUUAACUACGAAGAAAAGGCGAAGAGGGAACAUAAGGUUAUGGCUGAUCUGCAGCGGCUUGUGCAACGCCAUAUUGGGCAGGAUGUUGGUCCAACUCAUGAUCCUUUUGCCGCAAAACCCUUGGAUGGCACUGACGCCUAAUUUCACAUCCAAUUAUUUUUACCUCAUGACAGCUUCAAUGUUAAAAGAUCAGCCAAUUAAAUCAGCACAAGAGUUGAAGCCCUAGUUAUUUAACUGGGACCCCUUCGCUUCACUACUGCAGAACCUGCCAUGCAAACUCAAGGCUUUGAUACUUUCCAUUAUAGGAAGAACCCUUCUGCAGUGUCACCAAAUAGGGAAGAUACUUCUUUUCCUUUCUCUUGCUCUCUCGGGAAAUAGAAGAGGGCUAUCUUAAGUUCGAGAUUUGACCAUUAGUGUUACUUCUACCUGUACUGAACCAAUUACUGGAAGUGAUACAAAAGGCUUCCCUCCAUGGUCAGUCGCUCAAACAAGUUUCCGAAACUUGUAAAUUUUUUAAAUGACACUCAUCAAAAGAUUCAUCAAAGUUGUGGUUGUGUGAAA
Molecule: messenger RNA, 2022 nt
Organism: Prosopis cineraria
Lineage: Eukaryota; Viridiplantae; Streptophyta; Magnoliopsida; Fabales; Fabaceae
Exons: 2
Coding region: 64-1602 (512 amino acids)
Biological process (GO): regulation of gene expression
Cellular component (GO): nucleus
Molecular function (GO): chromatin binding
Source: RefSeq, a predicted model, not a curated record